AUGGGAGAACACCCUCUGUCUGAGCUGAAACACUUGUCAGACUCUGGAUAUAAGAAAUGUUCUACAAAGAAGAAAAAUGUGGACUCAGGAAGGAAAGUACAGAAAGGAGGGAAGCUUAGCUGUGAUGACUGUGGCAAAACAUUUAUUAGAAAAUCAGCUUUAAACAGACACAUGAGAAUCCACACAGGAGAGAAGCCUUUCUGUUGUGAUCUAUGUGGACAAAGCUUUAGCCUCAAACAUAAUUUAAACAAACACAUGACAAUCCAUACAGGACAGAAGCCUUUCUGUUGUGAUCUAUGUGGACAAAGCUUUAGCCAGAAAUCACAUUUAAAGAACCACAUGAGAAUCCAUACAGGAAAAAAGCCUUUUUGUUGUGAUCUAUGUGGGCAAAGAUUUAAUCAAAAAGUAAAUUUAAACAAACACAUGAGAAUCCAUACAGGACAGAAGCCUUUCUGUUGUGAUCUAUGUGGACAAAGAUUUAAUCAAAAAGUACAUUUAAACACACACAUGAGAAUCCAUACAGGAGAGAAGCCUUUUUGUUGUGAUCUAUGUGGAAAAAGAUUUAGCCGCAAAUCUACUUUAAAGACACACAUGAGAAUCCAUACAGGAGAGAAGCCUUUCUGUUGUGAUCUAUGUGGACAAAGAUUUAAUCAAAAAGUUAAUUUAAACACACACAUGAGAAUCCAUACAGGACAGAAGCCUUUCUGUUGUGAUCUAUGUGGACAAAGGUUUAGUCAAAAAUCUAGCUUAAACAAGCACAGAAGAAACCAUACAAUGCAAGAAAUGGCAAGUUUUUUUGUAUAGCACAUUUCAGUACAAGGACACGUCAAAGGGCUUUACAUAAAUAAAAUAAAAACAGAAACAAAUUGGACUACAAAUUUAAAUGUUUCAGUUA
Messenger RNA from Fundulus heteroclitus (mummichog), 895 nucleotides. Its product is annotated as gastrula zinc finger protein XlCGF8.2DB-like. The record is from RefSeq and is a predicted model, not a curated record. Gene Ontology annotation, molecular function: DNA-binding transcription factor activity; RNA polymerase II cis-regulatory region sequence-specific DNA binding. NCBI's taxonomy places the organism in Eukaryota, Metazoa, Chordata, Actinopteri, Cyprinodontiformes, Fundulidae. Gene Ontology annotation, biological process: regulation of transcription by RNA polymerase II. Bases 1 to 804 code for a protein of 267 amino acids. The transcript is spliced from 2 exons.